AUGGCCAAAGCUACGGAAUCAACCAAGAAAAAGACUACACGACGCCUUCGAGCGACUUCGUCAGUUCCCCCCGACGACAUCGUGCCGAGUCACUGCGAAGACGUGACCAACUCUGAAGGCCUUUCCGUCGGUUUGACGGACGAAGAAGGUCGUCCGAAGAAUGCAUUCAUCGACGAUGAGGCCGAGGAGGACAACGCCGAGGAAACCGAAAUCAUCGACAAGGACGAGUACGAGUUCGUUGACCACGGGGAGUCUACUGGAUUAGAGGAUGGCGUCCCCGCCGCCGACAAUGCAUUCGUCCCCGCGAUCGAGGAGCAUACUGCCGGUGGAGCAACUCUCGAACACGCUGAAGGCGCCGAAGCGACGGGGCACACGAAUGAGAACGAGUCGGACGGAGAACAUUCAGCUCACUCCCUCGAGUUGCAGGCUGCCGCUGCAAGCACUCCGGAGAACAAUGGAUCUCGGCCGAUCGACCUCUACUUCGCGUCGUUUCAGCCGAACAAAGCCAGUCCAGCCUACCAAGCGCUCCUCAACGACGGAUGCUUCGAAUGGACCGGCAUCAGCGACUACGGAUAUUGCAACAACGUGUACAAGACCAUCCAUCUAUACAAGCAGGGCCCUAUGUUGACUUCGUCGGCGUGGAAGCCAACGAGUCCGACCAACUUUCCCGACUUUCAACUGUCGAUGAGGACAUUGUAUCCGGCUUUCCCCGUGAUGAAAACCAUAUGCAACACGCUCGCGUUCAGCGCCAGUUCUGGAUUCGUCAACCUGUCCCGUGUCAACCCUGCGCGAUUCAUGUUCGACGACACCAACCAGACGAACGCCGCCACCCUCACUCGAAUCAGCGACGCGACCACGCCCGCCUUUUGUAUGUCGCUCGGCCUGAUCAGAGAAGCGUUCGUCGGUCCCAACGGUCUCAAUAUCGAGCAAGCAGUUCGCCGCGGGAUUACUCUUGCACCGUUCGAGUGCGAGGCGUACCGCAUCUUCUCGUGCGCCAACGAGAUCGCCAAGUUCAAAGACGAAGACCACUUUAUUGUCCCGCUCUAUUCUAACGGGGGCAUACUGUUCGCAACGAAGCCCAUCGGACCCGACGGUCGUCGACCCAACGUUCCGGGGUGGACAGCCGUCCAAACCCAGAAGCGACAGAAACCGGAGAUGAUAUCUGACCGCUCCACCCAGGGACGGCGUAAGAUUGGAGUUCUUGAAUACGUCGACGAUAUCCCGAUUAUCGACGCGCGGCGCAAGCCCGUUGCUUGGGGCACCGACACUUUUGCGCAAAUCACCAACGACAAGAUGUGGCCGCGGUUCACGGACAACUUGGAGAGGGAUGCCGUCGCCGUCGUCGUCUACACCGUCAACCGGUGGGGACACGAGGGUAUGCGCCGCCUCACCUUCAACAUUAAUGCCGUCGUUGUUGUUGCCGACAAUAUCGAGGCGGUGAGCGCCAAAGCCGCUGACACCAUUGAGCGGGAGACCGCGUCGCUUGGUGUUAAGAGAAGCAGGCUCACGCGUGUUCGGCCCGACGCAGCUGGCGUCGAAGAGGCGUGCGCAGAAUCCUCGACUAAGAAGCGCAAGCCCGAGGAUGCUUGA
Messenger RNA from Schizophyllum commune H4-8, 1590 nucleotides. RefSeq lists its product as uncharacterized. The transcript is spliced from 12 exons. Bases 1 to 1590 code for a protein of 529 amino acids. The record is from RefSeq and is a predicted model, not a curated record. NCBI's taxonomy places the organism in Eukaryota, Fungi, Basidiomycota, Agaricomycetes, Agaricales, Schizophyllaceae.